AUGGCGGAGGCCGAUACCGCCCUCAUUAUUCUUUUUGCGGCUGGGCCACCACAACCGCCGCACGCGAGCGCUGAGCCAGACUGGAAUAAAGAGCGCCUCUGCCCGGCAUCAGUAUGCUCGCAUCAGGGAAGAAACGCUGCAGUCACGAGCAGUCCUCUAAUGAAGAUGAUCUGCUUAAACACCUCGACGUAA
Phytophthora nicotianae INRA-310 is the source of this 192-nucleotide messenger RNA. RefSeq lists its product as hypothetical. The transcript is spliced from 2 exons. The coding region runs from base 1 to 192 and encodes 63 amino acids. NCBI's taxonomy places the organism in Eukaryota, Oomycota, Peronosporomycetes, Peronosporales, Peronosporaceae. The record is from RefSeq and is a predicted model, not a curated record.